GUGCCGGGCUGUGCCGGGCCGGGCCAGGCCAGGGCAGGAGUAGGGAGGGACGGCGCCUGAGUUGGCGUUGCCGGGGACAGGCGCUCGGGGCAGCCCGCGCCUCGCUGAGGUCCUCUCCCCAUCCCGGCCGGGCCGGCUCGCCUGUCAGUCACUGGGGCGGAGGCAGAGGCUGUAGCGGGGCCAGAGUCGGGCGGUGAGAAGAUCGCGGGCCAGGCCGAGCGGAGGGGACCUGCCACAUCCCCUCAACAUUACGGACUCAUCGCCCCAGACUGUCACAGCUGCACCCCCGCGCUUCGUUGGAACGCCUCCGUAACCCGCGAAGGGCUCUCUCUCCCCCGUGACCUCCCACCUCCGUGACCUCCUCAUAAGACCCAGGAGCUCACUCAGACGAGGGUGUUGUGGGUACAGGCCAUCGACCCUGUGACCCCUCACGGGCCAGGGGCUCGGUUUCCCCCAUAGGCCUCCCUCCCUUAUGACUCCCCUCCUCACAGAUUGUGGGAACAGAGCGGUGACCUACCACUAGGAGACCCGCCUGAGAGAACUCCUCACUGACGGCUCUCUCCUCAGAAUCCCCCUCAUUGGGUCUCCUCCUUUUGGUUCUGGCAAGUCCCCCACUCCCAACCGAGGUGGGGAGGCCUCGGCAGCCAUGCCCGCCCUGGGGCCCCUGUCACCCCACCACUCCCUGGGCACCCAAGCUGGGGUCUAGCAGGCGGCCAGCAGCCAAGGAGCUGGGGGCAGGAAACAGGUCAGGGUCCACCUCCCCGCUGGGGAGGGAGCAAAGAUGGAGCGGCGGGAGGAGCAGCCGGGGGCUGCUGGGGCUGGAGCAGCACCAGCCUUGGACUUCACUGUGGAGAACGUGGAGAAGGCGCUGCACCAGCUCUACUACGACCCCAACAUUGAGAACAAGAACCUGGCUCAGAAGUGGCUGAUGCAGGCCCAGGUAUCCCCACAGGCCUGGCACUUCAGCUGGCAGCUACUGCAGCCCGACAAGGUGCCUGAGAUCCAGUACUUUGGGGCCAGUGCCCUGCACAUCAAGAUCUCUCGCUACUGGAGUGACAUCCCCACUGACCAGUAUGAAAGUCUAAAGGCACAGCUCUUCACCCAGAUCACCCGCUUUGCCAGUGGUUCCAAGAUUGUGCUGACUCGGCUGUGUGUGGCACUGGCCUCGCUGGCCCUCAGCAUGAUGCCUGACGCUUGGCCAUGUGCUGUGGCAGAUAUGGUACGGCUCUUCCAGGCUGAGGACUCGCCAGUGGAUGGCCAGGGCCGCUGCCUGGCUCUGCUGGAGCUGCUGACAGUGCUGCCUGAAGAAUUUCAGACCAGCCGCCUGCCUCAGUAUCGCAAAGGCCUGGUGCGGACCAGCCUGGCAAUGGAGUGUGGGGCUGUCUUCCCGUUGCUGGAGCAGCUGCUCCAGCAGCCCAGCUCACCCAGCUGUGUACGUCAGAAGGUGCUCAAGUGCUUUUCCAGCUGGGUUCAGCUGGAGGUGCCACUGCAGGACUGCGAGGCACUCAUUCAGGCUGCCUUCACGGCUCUGCAGGACUCAGAGCUCUUCGACAGCAGUGUGGAAGCCAUUGUCAAUGCCAUCUCACAGCCUGAUGCCCAGAGGUAUGUGAACACACUCCUGAAACUCAUCCCGCUGGUGCUGGGACUGCAGGAUCAGCUACGACAGGCAGUGCAGAAUGGGGACAUGGAGACCUCCCAUGGCAUCUGUCGCGUUGCUGUGGCCCUGGGCGAGAACCAUUCCCGGGCCCUGCUGGACCAAGUGGAGCACUGGCAGAGCUUCCUGGCCCUUGUCAACAUGAUCAUGUUCUGCACGGGCAUCCCUGGCCACUAUCCUGUCAAUGAAACCACCAGCUCCCUGACCCUCACCUUCUGGUACACACUGCAGGAUGACAUUCUGUCCUUCGAGGCAGAGAAACAGGCUGUGUAUCAGCAGGUGUACCGGCCGGUCUACUUCCAGCUGGUGGAUGUGCUUCUGCACAAGGCCCAGUUCCCUUCUGAUGAGGAAUAUGGAUUCUGGUCCUCAGAUGAGAAGGAGCAGUUCCGCAUUUACAGGGUGGACAUCUCAGACACGCUUAUGUAUGUCUAUGAGAUGCUGGGGGCCGAGCUGCUCAGCAACCUCUAUGACAAGCUGGGCCGUUUGCUUACCAGCUCAGAGGAGCCCUACUCCUGGCAGCACACAGAGGCCCUGCUCUAUGGCUUCCAAUCCAUCGCAGAGACCAUCGAUGUCAACUAUUCUGACGUGGUGCCUGGGCUCAUUGGCCUCAUCCCUCGGAUCAGUAUCAGCAACGUGCAGCUGGCGGACACUGUCAUGUUCACCAUUGGAGCUCUGUCUGAAUGGCUGGCUGACCACCCCGUCAUGAUCAACAGCGUCCUGCCCCUCGUACUGCACGCCCUCGGCAACCCCGAGCUCUCCGUCUCUUCUGUGUCCACCCUCAAGAAGAUCUGCCGAGAGUGCAAGUAUGACCUGCCACCCUAUGCCGCCAACAUCGUGGCCGUCUCCCAGGAUGUGCUGAUGAAACAGAUCCACAAGACGAGCCAGUGCAUGUGGCUGAUGCAGGCACUGGGCUUCCUGCUGUCAGCCCUGCAGGUGGAGGAGAUCCUUAAGAACCUGCACUCGCUCAUCUCACCCUACAUCCAGCAGCUGGAGAAGCUGGCAGAGGAAAUACCUAAUCCCUCCAACAAGCUGGCCAUUGUUCACAUCUUGGGGCUUCUCUCCAACCUCUUCACCACGCUGGAUGUCAGUCAUCAUGAGGAUGAUCAUGAAGGCUCUGAGCUCCGGAAGCUGCCAGUGCCACAGGGACCCAAUCCCGUGGUGGUGGUGCUGCAGCAGGUCUUCCAGCUUAUCCAGAAGGUGCUGAGCAAAUGGCUGAACGAUGCCCAGGUGGUGGAGGCGGUCUGCGCUAUCUUUGAGAAGUCUGUUAAGACGCUGCUGGAUGACUUUGCCCCCAUGGUGCCACAGCUGUGUGAGAUGCUGGGACGGAUGUACAGCACCAUCCCCCAGGCCUCAGCUCUUGACCUCACUCGGCAGCUGGUCCACAUCUUUGCUCAUGAGCCUGCUCACUUUCCCCCAAUCGAGGCCCUCUUCCUGCUCGUCACCUCUGUCACACUCACUCUCUUCCAGCAAGGUGAUUGUCGCACUCCCACCCACUUGGAAGCUCCUGCAGACCUCUCGGUGCCCUCUCCUGCCAGCAUCCCUGUGACUCCAGCCGCCCAAGCACACUGACUUUUCCCUUACUCUGUCCCUUUGAUCCCCGUGUCUUGCGCCUCUGGCUGGAAUGCCCUGUGCCCUUUACUGGGUGAGCUCUCACUCCUCCAUGCCUCACCCAUGCAUCAUCCCUCAGAAGCUUCUGAGGUGGAAUCGCGUGCUUCUACCUUAGUGCCCAAACUGCAUCAUGUACUCACUGCUGAUACAGCACUAAUUGCACUCAAUUCAGCUUUCAUGCCUGUCUCUCUCCCUAGACUAAGCCCCUCGAGGGCAGGGCUGGAUCACUUCUCUGUGCAUCCCCAGUGCCCAAAACGAGGCCAGCAUAGAGCAGGCACCAGAUGCUGUUGAAGAAAGGAGGGUGAGGGCUCCCUGCCCUCGGAACCUUUCUUCCUCACUGUCUGGCCCACUGCUAAGCAGGGUGGCUGUUGAGUGUCGAACCUGAAGUCUGCAGUGGGACCCAGGCAUGGGGCACAUUGGGCCUCACUUUCCAAGACUUGAGUAACUUGGGGCUCAGAUGUGAAAGGGACGGGCUUUAUCAGCGGCUCCGCAUACCCUAGAGAAGGAAGCAGAGAAGAGAUUAUUAUCUGUUUUGCAGUGGGGAAACUGAGUGUUUGUGGCUUGCGCAAGAUCACACAGCUCCUUAGUGGUGUCUCAGGCAGAUAUUCCUGCAGUGCCUUCUCCUGAGAGCGGAGUGGCCCGGGCAGGAGCUCCUGGCGCUUGCCUUGUCCUUGCCACAGGCUUCAUCAGAAUUGGAGGCAGAAUCGUGUCCAACAUCCUGUUUGUUGGGCUUCUUGGUUGUCUUGCUGGACAGGAUGGCCCCCUUACCUGUAUGCCGUCCCAGGCUUGCCAGUCCUUUCUCAGGCCCUGCCCUCGCACUGCACCAUGGGGUGACACAUUGACUGGUUUCCCUCUUUCUUCGUGUGUCCUGAUGGGAGCUGGUCCUCAGCCCUGAGCUUCGUUCUCUGCUGAGUCCGUGUCCAUGUGGAGGGGCUUUGCUGGGUGGGGCUUUCAGUUUUGGCCUCAUGGUGCAGUUUCCUCCCCUAGGCCCUGCCAGUGGCCUGCCUGGCCAUACCCACAGCAUAUUGGGCACUGUCCUAUCCAAGAAGGAGUCCUUUGGUUUAAGUGGACCCAGUGGGUUCCUUUUUUUGGCCAGACCAAGAGCCCUAAGGCCAUUGAAGUGAGGGGGCACCUUCUCAGGCCCUGACACUGUGGCCAUUUCAGGGCCUUCAGUCAGGCUCCCCAAAGAGGUACCAAGAACCAGCCUCCCACCAGCCCUGUCCAACUCUUCGAUGGAUAGUGAUGGGGAGGUAUGUGCUAGGAAGCAGAGUAGGGUCACCCCAGUCUGUCGGAGGCCACAGCGAGAGUGCGGGGGCUGUUUCCUCAGCUCUGUGGAAUCCAGCAUUGUUCAAGCACUAAAGGAUCAUUUGGGGGAUUGACCUGAGGAAGAGUGGGGAGUAGGUGGAAGGCCCCUGGGGAGGGAGCUGGGGCAGGCCCGUCCUUCACUUUGCCGUCUCUUUCUGUUGGGCUUCUCCCCGUUCAUGGUUUUUGUAUGUUUUGUUUCUUUAUCUUGCUUCCUGCUGCUCAUGUGCCCCCAUGCUGUCUCCCUGCAGGCUCUCAGUCCCACAUAACUAUAUGAGGUUGAGUUGCUGUUUGUAUAAUUUUUUCUUAAGUUCCAUCUUUAUUAUA
This is a messenger RNA of Hipposideros armiger (great roundleaf bat), 4891 nucleotides long. RefSeq names its product importin 13 (gene IPO13). Gene Ontology annotation, molecular function: small GTPase binding. The record is from RefSeq and is a predicted model, not a curated record. Gene Ontology annotation, cellular component: cytoplasm. Bases 782 to 3223 code for a protein of 813 amino acids. Gene Ontology annotation, biological process: protein import into nucleus. Lineage: Eukaryota; Metazoa; Chordata; Mammalia; Chiroptera; Hipposideridae. The transcript has 15 exons.